GUGCCAAUGUAACGAUGUCAAUCAGUCCAAAGACGGCCCCUGUAUAUUUCAUCCAAGGGAAACCACUGACGCUGACCUGUACAGUCAGGGGUGACGUCAACGCCGAUGUCAAGUGGGUGAAAAGCGAGCUGCCUCUAGACGAUGUUGAAUAUCAGAUAGAAUCUUGGAAUGAUGAGGAUGAACAUGGACCCAAGAAAAAUGUCAAAAUCACCAAAGCAUCGGCCGGACCUCAAGACGCUUCAUUUUUCCGGUGUUAUUCUGACAGCGUAGAUGCGACAGCCGAGACUGCUGACUUGUACGUGGUUGUCAGGGAUGCUAACAUAACGGAGGGCUCUGAUACUACAUUAACAUGUAAACUAGAGCUGCCUUAUAUACGUAAUAGCAUCAGCUGGUACAAGGAGGGCACACCACUGGAGGAAAUACCAGACCUGAAAGGCAGAGUGGAGAUUGGCAACAACACUGUUGUAUUUCGUAAUGCCAAGCUGACAGACAGCGGAGCCUACACUUGUCGCCUGGAGAUUUUGACAGAUAAUAAAGAACUUGUCCAGGUCUUUCAAGAAAAAGUUGUACUCCAAGGUAAACCUUACAUUGCCAACUGGAAUAACCCUGAACUAAACCAGCAAGUGACAAACUCCUCCAUUUUACUGAAAUGCCCAGCAGGAGGAUACCCCCCGCCUACAGUGAACUGGUUCCGGGAUCCUGAAGUCAUAGUAGCAACUGACCACAUCCGUCUGACGUCGCUCAAUGGUCUAAGCUCUGGCCAGCUGGAAAUUAGUAACACUACUGCAGCUGAUUAUGGUCAGUACAAAUGCACUGCAGAAAAUGCCUUAGGUUCAGCAAGCUUAACCUUUGAUGUGACAGGAGCUGGUACAGGCAACUCUGGAUUCAGGGCCAUGUUAGGUCUUGUGGAUAUCUUUGGCUUGUCUUUGGGCAUCAGCAUUGCAUUCAUGACAUUGUCAUGGAGUAGAUAA
Molecule: messenger RNA, 971 nt
Organism: Candidula unifasciata
Lineage: Eukaryota; Metazoa; Mollusca; Gastropoda; Stylommatophora; Geomitridae
Source: the annotation of a GenBank genome assembly